Molecule: messenger RNA, 210 nt
Organism: Cooperia oncophora
Lineage: Eukaryota; Metazoa; Nematoda; Chromadorea; Rhabditida; Trichostrongylidae
Source: the annotation of a GenBank genome assembly
AUGCACGGGCUAUCACUUGGACCGAAGCCACAAUUGCCGUUGGGAGUUUACGAUCGUCCAGAUGACCCUAAAGUCGAAGUCGAAAAGAAUGAUAAGCGACCUCGCUCGAUUAGCAUCUCGUGGGAGGUGAAGUGGAAUGACGAAUCGCCAACGCGGAGGAUCCAGGUACACGUAGCGAAACAAGGGUCCGUCACCCCAGCUGCUCACUGA